AUGGGGUGGAGAGCGGGAUUCAUUCUAGUCAUCAUUCACUUCUUGACCCUCACCGAUGGAUGGUUGGUGGAACCGCACUUGAGAAUGAAACGGCAAACGGUUGUCUCGUCAAACGCGGAAACGAGUGGACAAGCAGAUAAUGUUGAGACAGAUGCCAUGGCACAACAUUAUAAAACUGCUGAUGGAACUGUUGGAAUGAAUGUAUCCUCAUCUGGCAAUGCAACUGGCGCCAACACAGCCACAAUCAACAAUCAAGCGCAAGGACAAGUUGGAUCGACAAUGUUGAAUGCAACGGGAAAUGUUGGAGCAAGCGGCAACAACUCUCAAUCAUUUUCUGGAAUUGACGCAGCUGUCUACGGAAAUCAGAGCUAUCUCUCAAAUCAACAACAAGGAUCAGUUUCUGGCACAGGGGAUACACAAGUGUUAGCGAAUGGCGGUGGACAAGUCGUUGAUUCAAGCGGCAAUGUGUUAGGUGGACAACAGAUUGGAACUGCUGGAGCAACUGGGUCACUCAAUUCCUCAUCGGCUGUCACUGCUAUUCAAAAUAUCACUUGGGGUGAAUUCGUGAGUCAAAUGAUGGCUGAAGCAGCGGCUCAUGGUUUAGGAAAUGGACAAGCAAAUAUCGAUCUUGGAUCUGGAACACCGACUAAUGGCAUUGAAGUCAACGGUUUGCUCUCUGGAUGGAAUGACAAUAAUGGUGAUAUUAAUGCAAAUGUAAAUGGAGCAGCAAAUAUCACGAAUGGAGUUCACGAUCUCACGGGCAGUAUGCAAGGAAAUGCAACAGGAGAUGGACACAGUCACAUUGUUGGAGCAACAAAUCUACAGAGCAAUGUCUCGGGCACAAAUAACACUAUCAGCAUGUUUGGAGACUCUGACGUUCAGACUGAAGGAGAAUCGGCGAUCAAUCUAAACUCGGGUUCAAAUAUGACAAAUGGGAAUGGAGGCAAUGGAAACAUCAUUGUCAAUGCCACCGCAAAUGGACCUGAUAAGAAUAUGACCGCUCAAGAUGGAGUAAAAGUCAAUGAUCAAAAUGGAGGAACUUUGGCUAUCAACUAUGGAUCAAUUCAAGGAAACGGCACUGAGAACUCGGGUGGUUCAAUCGUUGUCAACACUCAAUACAAUCAGACUGGACAAGCUCAGCUUGAUUCCCGCGCUGACGGGAAUUCAAUUUCAAACGGGCAAAACUCGUCCCUUCAAAUCAACAACCAAGCCGAUUUAAACAACACGAAUGGAGUUGAUAAUCAUGGUAUGGCUUCUGCUGGUGGAGUGGCUGCUGGUCAAUCAAGUAAUAUGACUGGAACAGGUCAAUUGACAGUCAGUGGAUCGGGAACUGGUGGAAACUCGAAUAUGGAAGCGUUUGCCGGUGGAAAUGGAAGCAGUUCAGCUGAAACAAAUGCCGCACUUGGAUUGAAUGAUGCUGGUGGACCGAGAAAUUCCUCUGUGCAAGGCUCAGUCAAUGCGUCGGGAGAUCAGACUUCGGUUCAUUCAAUCUCAACUGUUACUGAUGACAAUGGUGUUCAAACAUUGAACAACUAUCAACACGCAUCAUCAAUCGCUCAUGGAUCAUCUUCAUCAAGUGCCUCAAACACAGCAAUUCUGAGAAGAAAACGAGAGAUUCGUCGUCGAAAAAUUCAUCGUCUUGGACCAUUAUUUGAUGCUUUAUUC
Molecule: messenger RNA, 1665 nt
Organism: Mesorhabditis belari
Lineage: Eukaryota; Metazoa; Nematoda; Chromadorea; Rhabditida; Rhabditidae
Source: the annotation of a GenBank genome assembly